Prorocentrum cordatum is the source of this 808-nucleotide messenger RNA. NCBI's taxonomy places the organism in Eukaryota, Dinophyceae, Prorocentrales, Prorocentraceae. The record is from the annotation of a GenBank genome assembly.
AGGAGAAUAUGGCGAAAGAUGCUGACUACGGCACGUUCAGCGGCAACCACUUCCGCGCCACCCUCAGGUGGAACGCGAGUGUAGACCUCGACCUUCGUAUGGUGGUCAAGGGGCAGAGCCUUUUCAGAACCGACAAGGUGAUGCGCAUCAACUGGGGCGAAGAGAAAGACAGCGUCUUCAACUUGGAGGCAGACGAGCGCGGUGGAAACGACGGCCUCAAAUCAGAGGUGAUCUCUUUCAGGGAUGAUUGGCAGAUGACGGCACGGAAGUUUUUGGGUGGGACGUGGGACCAUCCUCCCGACGGCCAGUACUGGAUCUCUGCGCAAUAUUUCUCAAGCCAGAUUGGCAGCCAGCAGCCCGUUGAGCCUCCAGCUGACAAGCUCCAAGACGAAAUCCUGUACGAUGCCGACCUCUUCCUGGGCGAGGAACUUGACUCGGGUAAGCCUCGACAAGCUGGUGCCGUGCGAGGGAAACUGAAGUGGGAUUCGAACAUGGAUAAGCGGACCGUUCUGCUGUUCGGCUUCGAGAAAUCGGGCAACAGCAUCAGUGGCUUCAGCCCGACGGAGGUGCCCGAAGACCACUGGCGGCAGCCGAGGAACGGCUGGUGGUGACGCCGAGCGGCCAAAUUAUUGUGCCUGCUAGCGGCAGCUCCUUGCCGUAUGCCGCUAUGUCCUUUUUGGUUGUUCCUUCUAGCAAUAUCCGCCCUCCUAUCUUGAUCGUUUGCCCAUACGUUCGUACUUUUUCAGCCUCGUCGCGCCAGGAAAGGCAGAGGCGACAGGGAUGCUCACACAUGAAGAAAGAGGGCAGC